UCUAGUGUGUAGAUAAAGAAAGACUAGGUCAGCCAUGUGGAUGUGUCUGUUGGACAGCUAAGGGGAGGGGGGUGUAACGGAGAGGGAACGUGGUGUGUAAAGCGCUCGAGAGAGGGAGCGCGGCGCAGCGCGUGUGAGAAAAAGGAAGUGGAGUCGCUAAACUGCGAACUCACUGAUUUCCUAUCCGUAAAGUACAGUAACAACUACUGCAUACUCCCGGCGCUGAAAGCCGUACCGCUCCUGAAGAAGACAGACUGAGGGUCCCCUGGAGAUUUUUUUCAUGAGAAUAAAUUAACAAAGCGGGGUCGUCUUUUGUUAAGGCAAGUGCCAAAUUCGCUCUGCCUGGGCAAAGAGGCUGUUACCGGAUAAAGUGCCUGGGUGAUAUUGUUCUCAGUCUUCCUCAUUGGACGUGGCCCAGGCCGAGGAGAAGGUUCGGCAGGGUCAUUUUGUCGUAGCCGACGGGGAUUUGCGGUUCAACUUUGUACGGCAGUCGUGUUUAAUUUUUAAAGGUCAUCAGACUGGCGGCUCUUGUGAAGCUCUUGGGUUGCUGGUGUGGCUAAAUUCUCUCUGGACUUGAGCGUUCCAUUCAGAAGACUGAAGCCCAGACUUACGGUCUACCUUUCACGGAAGCCGAACCGUGAGAGGAGAGAGGAAGGCACCUGGCGGAUCAUGACGGCUGAUAAGGACAGGGAGCGUGAGCGACGGGACAAGGCCCGCGAGGGUGAGAGCGUGCGGCCACGGCGUAGCUGUACAUUGGAGGGGGGAGCACGCAACUAUGCUGAGAGUGAACACAGUGAGGAUGACGACGAUGCUGCCGCCACCGCCGCUGCCACCGAGGAGCUGGCCAAGAAGGGCAAGAAGAAGCUACCCAAGAAGAAGUCCCGCUAUGAGCGUACAGAGAAUGGGGAGAUCACCUCUUUCAUCACGGAGGAUGAUGUUGUCUACAGACCUGGUGACUGUGUGUAUAUAGAGAGCCGAAGGCCCAACGUUCCCUACUUCAUCUGUAGCAUUCAGGACUUCAAGCUGAGCAAGCGGGACCACUUACUGAUGAACGUGAAGUGGUACUACAGGCAGUCAGAGGUGCCAGACUCUGUCUACCAGCACCUGGUGCAGGAUCGCAACAACGAGAAUGACUCUGGACGGGAGCUGGUCAUUACAGACCCUGUUGUGAAGAGUCGGGAGCUCUUCAUCUCUGACUACGUGGACACCUACCAUGCUGCUGCCCUCAGAGGGAAAUGUAAUAUCACCCACUUUUCUGAUAUUUUUGCUGCAAGGGAGUUUAGAGCCCACAUAGACUCCUUCUUCUAUAUCUUGGGUUACAACCCAGAGACAAGGCGCUUGAACAGCACACAAGGGGAGAUUCGAGUCGGCCCUAGUCACCAGGCCAAGCUGCCUGAGCUGCAGCCAUUUCCUUCCCCAGGCGGGCAGGUAGUGACUGAGAAUGAGGAGUUGGUGUGGAUGCCCGGGGUCAACGACUGUGACCUGCUGAUGUACCUGCGGGCCGCCAGGAGUAUGGCGGCAUUUGCUGGCAUGUGUGAUGGAGGCUCGACAGAGGAUGGCUGUCUGGCUGCUUCACGAGACGACACAACACUAAAUGCAUUAAACACUCUACACGAGAGCAAGUACGAUGCUGGCAAAGCUCUGCAGCGCCUGGUCAAGAAACCCAUACCGAAGCUGAUUGAGAAGUGCUGGUCUGAAGAUGAAGUGAAGCGGUUCAUUAAAGGUCUCCGCCAGUACGGCAAGAACUUCUUCAGGAUCCGAAAGGAGCUGCUACCCAACAAGGAAACGGGGGAGCUCAUCACCUUCUACUACUACUGGAAAAAGACCCCUGAGGCUGCGGGCUCACGUGCCCACCGACGGCACCGGCGGCAGCCUGUCUUCCGGCGAAUCAAAACCCGCACGGCCUCCACCCCCGUCAGCACUCCGUCCCGCCCGCCUUCCAGCGAGUUCUUGGACCUCAGCUCAGCCAGUGAGGAUGACUUUGACAGCGAGGACAGUGAGCAGGAGCUGAAGGGUUACGCCUGCCGCCACUGUUUCACCACUACCUCCAAGGACUGGCACCACGGGGGCCGGGAGAACAUCCUGCUCUGCACAGACUGCCGGCUGCACUUCAAGAAGUACGGGGAGCUGCCGCCCAUCGAGAGGCCCGUAGAGCCGCCGCCUUUCAUGUUCAAGCCCGUGAAGGAGGAGGAGGAUGGGCCUGGCGGGAAGCACAGCAUGAGGACGCGGCGCAGCCGGGGCUCGAUGUCCACGCUGCGGAGCGGCCGAAAGAAGCAGACAGCCAGUCCUGACGGCCGCACCUCCCCCCCAGCCGAGGACCAGCGUUCCAGUGGGCGCAACUCGCCCAGCGCUGGCAGCACGUCCAGCACAGACAGCAAAGCAGACUCUCUGAAGAAGCCUGGCAAGAUCAAAGACGAAGUGGCCUCUCCCAUGAAGAGGGCCAAGCGGCAGCGGGACAAGGGGGCCUCCGACUCUGAGGAGCCAGAGAGACCUUCUGCCAAGAAGUCCAAGACUCAGGAGCUGGGUCGGCCCGACUCGCCAUCGGAGUGCGAGGGGGAAGGCGAGAGUUCAGACGGGCGUAGCGUGAAUGACGAGGGCAGCAGUGACCCCAAGGACAUCGACCAGGACAACCGCAGCUCAUCACCCAGCAUCCCCAGCCCACGCGACAACGAGAGCGACUCCGACUCCUCAGCGCAGCAGCAGGCCCUGCAGAUGCAGCACCCCCCUGUCAUCCAGAUGCCCCCAGUAACUGUUGCUGCUGCUGCCCCAGGCAGCUCUGCAGCCUCUGCCCUGACCCCCCAGGUGGCGCAGUCCGGGGUGCCGGCCGGCCUCCCCCCCCAGCAGCCGCUGGUCCAGCCCCAGAGACUGGCUUCCCCACACUCACCCCUGCCGGGGCUACCUCCGGGUCCAGCCUCCUCCCAGACACUCCCCCAGCCUCCUAUUCAUGCCCAGCUGCCCCCCCUGCCCCACUCACUACAGGGAAGCUCCUCCCACCCCCACCCACACCCACCCUACCCUCUCCCCACCCACUCUCAGUUACCCCCUGCUCCCCCUCUGCCAGGACAAGCUCCACUGCGCCCUCACAGUCCACCCUCGCAGGUGCCCACCCCCACGCAGGGCCCCCCCCGCGAACAGCCCCUGCCUCCGACACCCAUAUCCAUGCCCCACAUCAAGCCGCCUCCCACCACACCCAUCCCGCACAUGUCCAGCUCACAGUCUCACAAGCACCCCCCUCACCUCUCUGCACCUGCCUUCCCCCAGAUGCCCUCCAAUCUGCCCCCCCCGCCAGCCCUGAAGCCCUUGAGCUCCCUGUCCAUCCACCAUCCACCUCCAGCUCACCCUCCACCUCUGCAGCUGAUGCCCCAAGGCCAGCCGCUGGCAGUGCCCGUGCUUUCCCAGACCCAGACCCAGAGCCAUGCCCUGCCGCUGGCGGCGCCCUCCUCUUCGCAGUCGGCUCUGCCCCUGCACCCGUUCCUGCCCACGGGCUCGCCAUCUCCUCCCCCCUCCACAUCUAUGCCGCUGCCUCCGUCUGUGGGCUUGUCCUGCCCUGGACCCUCGAACGUCCCAGCUGUGCAGAUUAAGGAGGAGCCCCUGGAUGAACCAGAGGAAGCUGACAGCCCGCUCCCCCCGCAGAGAAGCCCCUCUCCGGAACCGACGGUGGUCAACACCCCCAGCCACGCCAGCCAGUCAGCACGCUUCUAUAAGCACCUGGAUCGGGGAUACAACUCGUGUGCUCGGACAGAUCUGUACUUCACCCCCCUGGCGGCCUCCAAGCUGGCCAAGAAACGUGAAGAGGCACUGGAGAAGGCCAAGAGGGAGGCCGAGCAAAAGGCCAGGGAGGAGAAGGAGCGGGAGAGGGAGCGGGAAAAGGAGCGAGAGCGGGAGCGGGAAGCUGAGAGGGCUGCCAAAGCCUCCAGCUCUUCUCAUGAGACCCCAAUGGCUGGACCCGCCCACCUGCGCCCAUCCUUCGAGCCGACGCCUACCACCAUCGCGGCGGUGCCGCCCUACAUUGGGCCCGACACGCCGGCGCUGCGCACACUCAGCGAGUAUGCCGCCCGGCCGCACGUCAUGUCGCCCACCAACCGCAACCACCCCUUCUUCGUGUCGCUGAACCCGGCCGACCCGCUGCUGGCGUACCACAUGCCGGGCCUGUACGGCACCGACCCGGCUGUGCGGGAGUUGCGGGAGCGGGAGAUCCGGGAGCGGGAGUUGCGGGAGAGGAUGAAGCCCGGCUUCGAGGUGAAGCCGCCCGAGCUGGAGGGUCUGCACCCCGGUGCCAACCCCAUGGAGCACUUUGCGCGGCACGGUGCGCUGACACUGCCGCCCAUGGCUGGCCCCCACCCUUUCGCCUCCUUCCACCCGGGCCUCAAUCCCCUGGAGCGGGAACGGCUGGCGCUGGCCGGACCCCAGCUGCGGCCCGAGAUGAGCUACCCGGAGCGGCUGGCAGCCGAGCGACUUCACGCCGAGCGCAUGGCCUCCGUCGCUAAUGACCCCAUCGCCCGCCUACAGAUGUUCAACGUGACGCCGCACCAUCACCAGCACUCGCACAUCCACUCACACCUGCACUUGCACCAGCAGGAUCCGCUGCACCAAGGUGGUGGUGGUGAAUGUCUUGUGUGUCCUCCAGGCUCCGGGGCCCACCCACUGGUGGACCCUCUUGCCGGACCCCACCUGGCUCGUUUCCCCUACCCUCCUGGAGCCAUUCCGAACCCCCUGCUGGCCCAGCCACCGCAUGAACAUGAGAUGUUGCGCCACCCAGUGUUUGGUACGCCAUAUGCGCGGGAGCUGCCGGGGGCGCUGCCACCGCCGAUGUCGGCCGCACACCAGCUGCAGGCCAUGCAUGCCCAAUCUGCUGAGCUGCAGCGGCUAGCUAUGGAGCAGCAGUGGCUGCACGGUCAUCAUCACAUGCAUGGAGGGCCAUUCCCCGGACAGGAGGACUACUACAGCCGUCUGAAGAAAGAGAGUGACAAGCAGCUUUAACCUGUGCAGGGGAAUGAGGAUACAUUGCUUUGCAAGACAUUGUUACAAGGCCCAGGAAGUAGUUCAAAGAUUUUGGGAGGUGCUGUGGGACAGUCACCGUAAAGAACAAUUUUUUAGAAAGAGCAAAUCCGGCUGAACAGCUGAAAAUGCGCAUCUGAAGAGUUUUUUUUUUUAUUAGUCAUUUCCUGUUCUGGACAGUUUUACUUUAUUUUUAAAAAAAAAAAACUUUAUUUGGUAUACUGCAUUGAAGUAGCCACGACGUGCUGAAGAUUUUGACUUCCCUGCAUGAAAUACUCUGAGGCUUUCCUGGCGUUUCUGUAGGUGCUAGAAUACAAGACACUUUGUCACUGUGCUUAACGAGAAAUAGGCAAACCACAGCCAGGCUAUUACGUUGGGUGUGUGAAAUGCUGUCUUAAACUCCAGUUAUUUUAUUACAUUGUAGGAAGCUCCUCUAAUUUUAAAGAAAGUGCAGCAUGUUAUUUUGAGUCUGUAAAUAAUAUAUAAAUAUAUAUAAAUAUAUAUUAAAAAUAUAUAGUUAUUGAUUAUUAUUUUUAGGUGUGGAUUCCUAACUGAGGUGAUAAAUCACCUGUAUUUCUGUUUUGAAGAAGUAUCCCUUCGUUUCAGGGAGAGCACAGUCUGGUCAGAUGCUCCCUGGACUGGUCUUACUUCCCAAAAUGAGGGCAGGUGGGACACUGCAGUGCAGGAGUGUUUUUAUUCGGAACCACGCCUGGGUGCAAAUGACUCUCUGCCCCCCUCCUCCCUGCCCCCAGUCGACAGUGAACGCAGGCAUUUCCUCUGUCUCUCAGUAAUCUGUACAGACAAGCAGCCCCCAUAAAAGCUGCCCGUAGCAGUGAGCUCGGAGAAUGAGGGCAGGACUUCACCCCAGCGGAUUUGCAUGCUAGGCUGGCAAACAGUUGCACUUUUACAAUCAGAACAUUUCCCUUGACCAAAGUAUGGAGUUAUUUUGGAAUAAAGGCCUACAAGACACAAUUACUGUUAUAUUGCUGUCAUAUGGGAUAGUAAACAGCAGAAUUACUGCUAUAAAUGUUUUCUCAUGUGGAGGGAAAAAGGAAAAAUACUGAACACUUCUCAAUGUUUUUCAAAAGGACCUUACCUCAGAUAUGGAUUAUGAUUCCAUUUUCACUGCUACACUAUUUUAUUGUGAGUUUACUUGUUUUUAAAACAAUCUUGGUAAUUGGUGCUAAGCGCUCUUCCUCUGUAGCCGUUUUUCAUGUUGCUUGCUGAGGUUCUUGCCAGGCUCAUGAGCCGGGCGGUAGGGUUUCUCAACGCAGUCUCCUGGGUCGCUGACGAUGGUGACUCAUCAGUUUGGGGUGGGACCUGAGCAAUGGUAGCAGACUUGGGACAGGAGAUCAACAAGGUCACUCAAGGUCCUUUCUGAAUUCCACAGUCUCUGCAGGAUCUCUUCCUUUGGCAUCAGGGGUUAGUGUGUAUGUCUGUGUGUGUGCGUGUCUUCUCGCGAAUGUUCAUUAUAUUAGAUGGAGUGUUCACAUAUCAAACCACUUAUGAUUUUUAUAUUCUGAUCAUAUACCCGUUUCAUUUGAUGUUCUUGCAAUAUAAUGACUUUAAACAGAAAUUCUAUCUCAAUAUGAAUUGCUAACAGUUGUGGGGGGAUUAUACAAUUGUGUUUUUUUUUGUUUUAUGAUUAACUGCUCAUUCCUAAAUAGACACUCGUCUGCCACACUAUGCUAAACAUUGAUUUCCACCAUUUUACAAAGAUCAGUUACACAAAGAUUAACUUUUUUUUUCUUCCCUAAAGUGUGACUUCUGGAAGUUGGCUGCUUCCUGAAUCUUGUUGUGUUCCCUGUCUCAGUCCAGUGCCAUGAGCCCCCCCACCCCUCCCCCUCUUUUGUCUCAAACCUUUGAUGUUAAGUGUUGUCAAUGGUUUAGCUUGUUGUUUCAAAACAGCAAUAGCAGAAUGUACAUUCUGACUGCUAAAAUUGGAUUAUAUAUACCGAUAUCGUAAAACUUAUUGUAUAUAUUAGUUUGCCAGGGGAUGACACAAUAUAAACAAGAAGUAGACAUAAGAGAAAUUGUGAGUCCUGUGUUUUCUCCAUAUGAGUAUUUUGUAUUUUUUUUUUUUUUGAAUAUUUUGUGGAAUUAAAAUUAACUGUUAAACCAAAA
Molecule: messenger RNA, 7122 nt
Organism: Paramormyrops kingsleyae
Lineage: Eukaryota; Metazoa; Chordata; Actinopteri; Osteoglossiformes; Mormyridae
Product: arginine-glutamic acid dipeptide repeats protein
Biological process (GO): regulation of DNA-templated transcription
Cellular component (GO): nucleus
Molecular function (GO): transcription corepressor activity; chromatin binding; sequence-specific DNA binding
Source: RefSeq, a predicted model, not a curated record